AUGGAAAACAUUAUUUUCUCUGUCCACGUGUUGGUCAUCGUGCCCGGUCUCUCAGUAUUUGAUGUUUAUCUGUUUUCGUUCUGUUUCCUUCACGAUACUUCCACCACCUCCCAAAUCGAGUCUCCUCUCUUCUUCUACCCUUUGCUCCCUCCACCGCCAACCAUCGGUCUUGUAAUUGAAGCUUCAGGUCUUCAUACUUGCAAUCGAUCAAAUAGGUAUUCCCAGAUACCCUUGCAAACUGACGAUCGGUGGUAUGCGGAGAUCGACGAGUCGAUCAGUCGACUUCUUAAUCACAAAAUCGAUACUUGUCUUCCGGUGCCGGAGGUCUCCGUUCGUCAAAUGGUCCACCGGAGACACUUCUUCGCCGUCGUUAGCGGAUGGCUCUAA
This is a messenger RNA of Lactuca virosa, 387 nucleotides long. The record is from the annotation of a GenBank genome assembly. Lineage: Eukaryota; Viridiplantae; Streptophyta; Magnoliopsida; Asterales; Asteraceae.